Molecule: messenger RNA, 573 nt
Organism: Papaver somniferum (opium poppy)
Lineage: Eukaryota; Viridiplantae; Streptophyta; Magnoliopsida; Ranunculales; Papaveraceae
Exons: 1
Coding region: 156-470 (104 amino acids)
Source: RefSeq, a predicted model, not a curated record
AUCCCCCAUAUUCCAGAAGCUCCGAAGUCCGAACUGAACCGACUACGAACUUCUAUUUUCCAAAACCCAAAUUCUUCUCUUCAUUUAAAACCCUAAAUUAUACUCCACAAAAACGAAAUCAAACCAAAAAAAAAUCUUCUCCCAGAAACAGAAAGAUGUUUUUCUUCUUUGUUGGAGGAUUAGAGCAACAAGUUCGUCAGGUAUUGAAGACUGGAGCAGGUAGAUGCAUCAUGUGUGGAUCUAAAGCUGAUUUAGUAGACUACGAGAAAGUACUAAAAUUGUUCUUCGUACCAGUAUGGCGUAAACCUGGAAAAGAACCAUUUAUGCACUGUACUAAUUGCUCUCUCUUUUUUCCACCUCUUCAAGAAUCUGCCUCUCCUUCACUUCCUGAUAUCUUGCGAUGUCAUUCUUGUGCUCGUGUUGUUGAUCCUCAGUUCAGUUUCUGCCCCUUUUGUGGUUCAUCUCUUUAAAUCUCUUGUUAAUUUGCAUAUACAAGGGUUUUUGUGCUAUGCUUUGUCAGGGUUUUUAAUCUUUGAUACAAUGAAAUGAAAUGAAAUAUGAAAUUCUGCUUGG